Molecule: messenger RNA, 637 nt
Organism: Hordeum vulgare subsp. vulgare (domesticated barley)
Lineage: Eukaryota; Viridiplantae; Streptophyta; Magnoliopsida; Poales; Poaceae
Exons: 2
Coding region: 72-623 (183 amino acids)
Source: RefSeq, a predicted model, not a curated record
UCCGAUUUAAUCUGAGGGUCAUAACCCUAAUCUUUUCGUUAUAUAUACAUCACCCAUAGUCUAACCCUAGAAUGGAGGACCCGUGUCCAACCCCUCAGCCGCCGCAGCCACCUUCCUCUUCGAAAUCCCCAUUCACCCAACCGGCUCCACACCUCCUCAUUCCCUCGUUUUCCUCAGCGAGCAAUCCAAGCCCCUCGAUCCUCUUGCAGCCUGGACGCGUACGGCCGCCCGAGGGAGCCCUGUCUGCGCAGAAGCAUCAUGUACAUCCCCGUGCCCGAGCUCUCCUCCGCACCCUACGUCGGCGACCGCCGGAGCCCCCGUCGGUGACCGGGUCUAGCAGGUCGCGUCGGACCGCCCCUCUAGCUGUGCACGAACCAUGGAGGCCAUUGGCCGCUGCCGGCAGCCUUGAUGCACGUCGUCAGCCCUGUCUCCGGUUAGAUCCGGUGAGCUGUGCUCGGAUCCAGCUGGCCCUUGCCGCCCCACUGAUCCAAGUUCGCCUGGACUCCUCCUCGCACAGCCCUCGCACGCACAUCACCGAAGCAAUGAGCCCCUAUGCCCGCAGCAGUUGCAGCGCCGCCCGACCCCACUACAGCUCGCUGUUCUGCAAGCGUGUUGGAAUGUGAGGAUCCGUUCGACU